This is a messenger RNA of Plenodomus lingam JN3, 1461 nucleotides long. RefSeq lists its product as uncharacterized. The record is from RefSeq and is a predicted model, not a curated record. Gene Ontology annotation, biological process: biosynthetic process. Gene Ontology annotation, molecular function: L-alanine:2-oxoglutarate transaminase activity; pyridoxal phosphate binding. NCBI's taxonomy places the organism in Eukaryota, Fungi, Ascomycota, Dothideomycetes, Pleosporales, Leptosphaeriaceae.
AUGUCGACCGCACCGCACAAGGCGCUUACCAUUGACACCAUCAACCCACACGUCAAGGCUGCACAGUAUGCCGUCCGUGGCGAGCUAGCUGUCAAGUCGGAGCAGUACCGUGCGAAGCUGGCCAAGGGCGAGGGCAAGGACCUUCCCUUUGACACCGUCAUUGCAGCCAACAUUGGAAAUCCACAGCAGCUGGACCAGAAGCCGAUUACAUUCUUCCGCCAGGUCGCGAGUUUGUUGGAGAAUCCGGGACUGCUGGAGCAUGAAGAUGUGCUCAUCAAGAGCCUGGGAUACAAGACAGAUGUGUUGGAAAGGGCGAGGAGGCUGUUGAAGGAGGUCAAGAGCGUGGGUGCAUAUAGUCAGAGUCAGGGUGCACCGGGCAUCAGACAGAGCGUCGCCGAGUAUAUUGAGCGACGAGAUGGCUACCCUGCGAGCUUCGAGAACAUCUACCUUAGCAACGGUGCCUCGUCGGGCGUGAAUACCCUUCUCCACACCAUCUGCGCGAAGCCAGAGACCGGCAUCAUGGUUCCCAUUCCGCAAUACCCGCUCUACACCGCCACACUUUCUGUGCUCAACGCCCGCUGCGUUCCAUACUACCUCGACGAGGAAUCUGCAUGGGGCACAUCACUCGACUCCAUCCGCGCCGCCUAUGACAAGGCCGUCUCAGAGGGUACCGACGUAAAGGCCAUUUGCGUCAUCAACCCCGGCAACCCGACCGGUGCUUCCCUCCCUGCCGAGGACAUCAAGGCCGUACUCAAGUUCGCCGCUGAAAAGCGACUAGUGGUCAUGGCUGACGAAGUCUACCAAACCAACGUCUUCCUUGGCGAAUUCAUCUCCUUCAAAAAGGCACUCCGCGACUUGCAGAAGUCGGAGCCCGGCAAAUACGACGACAUUGAGCUUGCGUCGCUGCACUCGGUGUCCAAGGGCAUGGUGGGAGAGUGUGGUCACCGUGGCGGCUACUUUGAGCUCAUCGGCUUUGAGCCAGAGGUUGCGGCUGAGGUGUACAAGUUCAUCUCCAUCCAACUCUGUCCCCCAGUACUGGGCCAAUGUAUCGUCGAGAUGAUGGUCAACCCACCCAAAGAGGGCGAGCCCAGCUAUCCUCUGUACAAGCAGGAAUACGAUGGUAUUUUCAAGGGCUUGAAGGAACGUGCCAUGGCGUUGUACGAGGCAUUCAAGGAGAUGGAGGGUGUAGAGUGCGCCGAGCCACAGGGCUCCAUGUACCUCUUCCCCACCAUUCACCUGCCCCCCAAGGCCCUUGCGCAAGCCAAAUCCGAAGGCCGGGCCGCCGACGAAUUCUACUGCUUCCGCAUGCUCGACGCAACGGGUGUGUGUGUGGUUGCGGGCUCGGGCUUUGGCCAAAAGGAAGGGACGCUGCAUUUUAGAACGACGUUUCUGGCUCCGGGGACGGAUUGGACCAAGAGGUUGAUUCGGUUCCACCGGGAUUUCAUGGCGGAGUUCAAGUAG